UUCAAAAAAUAUUUUGUUAGAAUCAGGAUAUCCGGUAAGCAAACAAAAUAACCCAAAAUAUCAACAAGUCCUAUUGUAUUUACAAACAAAAAUUUAUUAGGAAAAGCAAAACAAAAACAACUUGAAAAGAUAAACAUUUCCAGCUGACUUCAUUUUUAUUGUUUACCAAGAGACUAAACAAGAAAUGAAUAAUUACAUAGCAAGAAACCGUUAUUGAUCAAACAAAAUAUUUCAUAAAUUUUAGGACAUUUACAAUUCUUAUUAUUAAUUGAAACUAAAUUUCUUUAAAACAAAAUGGAUGAUAAAACAAUUGAUAUGAUAUUCACCGGCUCACUGGAGUCCUUGCCACCAGUGAGUUCAAAAAUUGUACGAAUCUUCACAAGUUCAACUUUUACAGAUACUACAAUGGAACGAAAUACUUUGAUGGCCAAAUGUUAUCCUAGAAUCAAGGAUUAUUGUCGUGAAAAACAUGGAUUAGAGUUUCAAGUUGUUGACAUGCGUUGGGGCGUUCGUGAUGAGGCUACCGAUGAUCACAUGACAACCGAGCUGUGCAUGCGUGAAAUUGCAAAUUGUCAACGCUUAUCAAUGGGUCCGAAUUUUGUUGUUUUCCUUGGUCAAAAAUACGGAUAUAGGCCUAUUCCAACAUACAUUUUUUCAGCUGAAUUACAGUUAUUAAGAGAUGAACUAACAUCAAUGGGAGUUGAGGGAGCUUUACUUGAUCUUUGGUAUAAAAAAGAUAGCAACGCUGUUCCCCCUAUUUCAGUAUUGCAACCAAUUUCGUCGAUUUUAAUCAAUUUUAACAAUAAGAGGGUUCCAAAACUUCAAGCUGAAGACCAAGCUGUUUGGUGGGAUACACUGAAUAAAAUGCAAAAACUUCUCCGAAAAGCUGCUCUUUCACUGAACACAAACGGCAAAAUGGACAAGGAAACAAUGCAUAACUACUUCAUGUCAGUAACUGAAAGGGAAGUCAUCAAUGGAAUUCUGAAUGUGAAAAACACGAAAAAUCACUGCUUGGCCUACGUUCGUUACAUUAACAAUAUCAAUCUUCAGAAUUUGAAGAAGGCUUCACUUUUUGUGGAUAUCAUCAAUCGGAGUCUUGACACUGAGUCUUCAAAACUUCUGGCAAAUCUGCGUGAUGAGAGACUUCCGAAUAAGAUCGAAACAACCAAUAUGCAAAAGUACACAGUAGAAUGGAUAGGCCGUGAAGGUCUAGACAUUGAGACUCAUGAGGAGUACCUCAAUCAUUUUAUUGCCCAUUUCUAUAAGAACAUCGUUAAGCUGGUGGACCGGGCGAUGCGCAAGGAAGACUCCAGUGCACAGGGGCAAAUAGUAACUGAGAUCCUUCAGCAUUUGCACGCUUGUAAUAAUUCGGUAAAAGUAUUCUAUGGUCGUGAGGAAAAUCUCGAACAUAUCAAGCGCUAUAUGCUGGGGGAUUCAGAUAAGCCACUUGUCCUUUACGGCGAAGGAGGUUGUGGUAAGACCUCAUUGUUGGCCAAAAGUGCUUCAUUAGUGGCAAGUGAUUGGUUUGUUACAAAAAGACCAAUAAACAUAAUAAGAUUUCUCGGUACAACACCUGAUUCGAGUGCCCUUACACCGACAUUGAUAUCAAUAUGUCAACAAAUAUCAUAUAACUACAUGUUACCUUUUGAGAAUAUACCCGACGAUUUAGUACCUUUAACAGCACAUUUUAAGCAAUUGUUAACUUAUGCAAGUCCCGCACAACCUUUAACACUUUACCUUGAUUCUGUUGAUCAAUUAACAGGUACACAAGACGCAAAUAAAGUUUCCUGGAUACCAACCAGAUUACCACCACAUUGUAAGAUUAUCAUUUCUUGCGCCAAUGAAGAAACAAAUCCCACAGUUUCUCAAGAAUAUCACGUUCUCUGUAAAAUGAUCGAUAUCGAAGAGAAUUUCAUUGAAGUAACUGCCUUGGGUGAGGACCUCGCGAUGAAUGUCAUCAAAAUGUGGAUGAAGACAGCUUGCCGGGAUUUGAAUAACUAUCAGUGGCGUUUGGUGGCAAAUGCCAUAAGCAAGUGUUCCUUGCCAAUUUUCGUAAAAUUGGUCUUUGCUGAGAUAUGCCGUUGGCGAAGCUACACCCGACCACAGGAAACCCAUUUGGCGUCGACUGUCAUGGAUUCGAUUAUGAUGCUUUUUGAAAGAAUCGAAAAGCAGCACGGGAGAAUUCUGGUAUUUCAUGCCCUAGCCUAUAUCACCGCUGCUAAAUCAGGAUUGUCUGAGAGUGAAUUGGAAGAUUUGAUAUCACUUGAUGACAAGGUAUUGGAUGAUGUAUAUCAGUACCAUUUGCCCCCUGUUCGCAGAAUUCCCCCUCUUUUGUGGACUCGAAUCAGAAAUGAUUUACCCAACUAUUUGAGCGAGAGGGAAGCCGAUGGAGUAAAUGUGAUGAAUUGGUACCACAGGCAAUUUCGAGAUACUGCCAAGGAGAGGUAUUUCAAAAACAUGAACAUGGCUAUGUAUUUCCAUUCCAUGAUUGCUGACUACUACUUGGGAAUAUGGGGAGGUGGCGUUCCCAAGCCGUUUAAGUUCACGGAAAUUCAAAGGCACAGAUUUAAUUUGACUGAUAAAGAAGGUUCCGCUGAUCGUAAGGUUCCAGUUCAACCGCUUAUGUUUGCCAGCAAGGAUGGUUCAGUUACGCGGUAUAACUUAAGAAAGUUCGGUGAACUUCCCUUUCACUUUGUUCGAUCUCGACGUUUUAAGGAUCUCUUUGUCCAUGUUCUCUUCAAUUAUGAAUGGCUUCAUGCCAAGCUUUCCAGUUGCCCCUUGCAGGCAGUUUUAGCCGACUUUGAAGACGCUUCAGCAAAUACCGAUGACAAAGAAGCCAAACGAGAACUCAUGCUGGUAGCCGAUGCCUUGCGCCUUGGGGGAGCUAUAUUGGCGGUGUAUCCGAAUAUGUUGGCUCCACAGUUGGUGGGCCGUUUGUUGCCAGAAAUCGGAGGAAAUGCAAACAUAAAAAUGCUACUUAGAGCUUGCGACCGAUGUGGACCCAAGGAUUGUUCUUUGAUUCCAGUAAAUCAUUGUUUGCAUACUCCUGGUGGGCCCUUAAAGUACUCCCUCGAAGGUCAUCAAUUUGCAGUUUUUGCUUUCUGCCUAACCAGUGACUAUCGCUAUAUGGUUUCGAUUUCAACACAUUUCAUAACUUUUGAUCUUUCAACAUCGGAUUUGACAAGGGAUGUUAAUCCUGGAAUUGAGGGAAUAAUGCAACAGCUAGUUCUGAGCCAGGAUAAUAAAUGGGCGGCGGCUUAUUCGAAUAACAACCAAACGGUUUUGUUGAAUACGCUAUCGAGUGAAUUUGUUGUAAUUGAUAAUCCAUUUGAGGAACAGGACCAAGUCACAGGAUUGUAUCUCUUGAACUAUAGCCUCUUUGUAAAUACGAAAUUGAAGUGGGCGCGAUUCGACAUGAGAGGAAAUCUAAUGGAACAAUUUUCAGCACCAAGUGAUGCAGCUAAUUGGGAAAUAUUAAGCAUGGAAUUUUUCACAACUGAAGAAAACAACAUUAUUUAUUGGACGGGAAAAAUAAGUGAAACACGAUUGAGGCUAGACUCGACAAGAGGUCCGAAUAGAAGUGAACCAUUACUUUUCCACAGCGCUUUAGCCAUUAAUAGACAGCGAAAUAAAAUAUAUUGUUGUGCUACAGACGAUAUUUACCAAGUCAGUGCCUUCGAAUUCAACAUAGAUACAACUACCGGAGCCAUUUCAUGGACCUUUAAAGAGUACCUACCACGCUUCGAAAACGACGACAAGGAAAUGCUGCUUCAACUUCGUCUGGACAAAGAUAAUCGCAUGCUUCUCGGUACAUCAGGCAAAGGUUUCGUCAUUUGGGAUUUUGGCAGCGAAGACUCAAGAAUCGAUGAUAGUGCUAUGUAUCUAUCUCUACCACAUGGUGUGCGUAAUAUUGCUACAAAAAUGAUGCAGUCAAAUUCAAUUAUGGUCAGUUCGAGUCUUAAUUAUGCUGUAGCUGGGGUUAGAAAGAAUCUUUACGUAUGGUGUCUGCAAUCAAAACAAUUGGCUAAAGUAUUAGAUGCGCAUUUCGGAAGAAUAAUCCAACUGGAAGCAUUGACAAUUGGUAAUUGGAACAGUGUCAUCACAUCAUCAAUUGAUCGUUCGGUGAAGGUUUGGAAUAUUAACAAUAUUUUUGAAAAGGUUCAUGUCAUCGAUAGACACGAGCUUCAGAUUGAUGGGAUCAGUUUGUCUUUGGUCGAUUUGGCUGUGACUGUAACACGAAGCUGUGUGGGAGUAUGGGAGACUCGGUCUGGACGUUUGUUAUCCAAAUUGGCCGAUAGUCCUUUGGGGGCCAUAGUAACUCAUGCUGAAAUCACGCCCGACGGGAAAUACAUAAUUUCCUCAGAGACUGGGAAGUUCUUAAUAUGGAACAGGGUCUCAGAGCAAGUAAUAUUUCGUGAUGACCAACCUGGAAUUCAGCAAAUAACAUUUCUGGAAGAUGGUGCUAAGGUCAUGACGGUAUCUUGCCCAAAUAUAAAUCAAAAAGACACUGUAGGAGACGAUGCUCAUCGGCUCACGGCUAUUACGACAAUGAGAUCAGUGCCAGAUGGAAAUAUUUUGUUUCGUUUCGAGUUUCCAGUUCGGACAAUACCUGGUUUACCGUUUCGACAAUCUGUCAUUUCAGCCGAUGAAGCUCAUAUUAUAUCAUGUGCAGUCGACAAAUCAAAUAAGGAUUGCAUAUCUGUGUAUAAUGCUUUAACUGGAAGUUAUGUUUCCAAGAUUUUACUCAAGGGCUGUGCGAUUAAGGAAGUAAUAGCUUUGGUUCCAAUGCCUCAUAAAGUGCAACAGGUUGCAGUAAUCAGCAGUGAAAAGGGCAGUAUCAUGGACAUUAAAAAUAAAAAGCACAUUCGUUCGAUUCCCAAAUGGGGAGGAAAUAUAACUAAAGAUGGCAAAUUCGGUCUUUACGCUCCCACCAGGGGUGGCUUGGAGCUACUCGAAUUACGUAAAGGAACCACAGUAAAGACUUUCAUUCCAAAAGUAGCUGAAGGAGUUUUUUCAGUGAUAUGUCUUUUCACUGAAAAUGAUGAGUAUGUAUGCUACUAUCACAGUGGUCGCAAGACUAUUCGGGUUUUUCGAACCAUCGAUACCGAAAUGAUUGCCAAUUAUCGACUUCAAGCUGAACUUACAGCUAUCAAAAGCACCAAGGAUGGACAGUGUUUGGUAUUGGGAACUGUUGAUGGUUGUAUGUCUGUGUUGGCUAUUGUUGAUCCAACAAAAGAUGCCAUGAUUGACUAUCUGAAUGAGUUGCCAUCGCGUGAUGAAAGUUGGAAAUUAAAAUUGGCCAAAAUGAAGGCAAGAGUUAUGUUUAAGGCUGCGAUUCGUGUAACAAUGGUGUCUAUACGAUUCGGAGGUUAUAAAAGUGCCAGCGAUCAAGAUCAAGAAAUAGAUGAUGAGAAUGGAGGAGGAGGUUCGCAUGAAGCAGGUUCUGAGAUUAUGGUCGCAGCUUAGUCAGUUAAAACUUGUAUUUGUU
Molecule: messenger RNA, 5488 nt
Organism: Eupeodes corollae
Lineage: Eukaryota; Metazoa; Arthropoda; Insecta; Diptera; Syrphidae
Product: NACHT and WD repeat domain-containing protein 2
Exons: 18
Coding region: 295-5466 (1723 amino acids)
Molecular function (GO): protein binding
Source: RefSeq, a predicted model, not a curated record